This is a messenger RNA of Dermacentor silvarum, 849 nucleotides long. RefSeq lists its product as uncharacterized. NCBI's taxonomy places the organism in Eukaryota, Metazoa, Arthropoda, Arachnida, Ixodida, Ixodidae. The transcript is spliced from 4 exons. The coding region runs from base 1 to 849 and encodes 282 amino acids. The record is from RefSeq and is a predicted model, not a curated record.
AUGGCCGCUGCGGACAGUGAUUGUCGGACGUUGACGCACUUCGCGAUGGAAUGCGUGAACGACCACGUCAAUUCAUGCACUGAUGUUGAAGUCCUUCGUUCCAACAUCACAAAUGACGAUGACGCUUCUCGAUGGGUCGAAGAGUACGGCUUGAAGACAAACACGUCGUGGGUUGUAGACUUCGCCCAGCCAACAGCAAAGUGUCAAAGGAUGGUAUUCCACAAAAUAUGGCGCUGUAAAGAAUGCAAGCACAACAAGUCAUCCGGCAUGCCUGCAGUGCACUGCCCUGCCAAGAUUGACCUCAAAAUAAAAAAGGUCAACAGGAACACAAAAAGGAAUGAUGCCUUUCUGCGUGGAGAGAAGCCACUGCCAGCUGUCAUAAAACUGUUUCACCACAGCAGCCACAGUCACAGCACAGCAGCUGCGGAGGCCCUUCGUCGUCUCGCACCAACGUCCCAAAAUAAACAAGCCUUUUUGGAAUAUUUCAACAACGGCAUGUCCCCAGCUGAAGCUAUCAGGCUUCAUGAAAGCAAGCUGGUGGUUCAAGGGAAUGGGUAUGCUCUCGUUGCCAACUCGGCAGUUAACCCAGUGCCUUCAGCCAUAUAUUACUGGCACAAGCUCUGGCGUGAAGAAAACUCCGGAAGAGACAUUGACCCACUCUUGAAAAUAGCAGAGAAGAUGCCGCUGUAUGCCAAAGAAGUACUGCUGACUGCCACAAAUGCUGGUGCGGUACCUGUUGCUGUGCUCAUCCACAACUCCCAGUCAGCAGAAUGCUACCGCACUGCAUUCACACUGCUAAAGGAAAACUACCCAACCUGCUUUGGAGGGCUCAGUUUUGGUGUGGACUGA